Colletotrichum lupini is the source of this 3027-nucleotide messenger RNA. RefSeq lists its product as uncharacterized. Bases 1 to 3027 code for a protein of 1008 amino acids. NCBI's taxonomy places the organism in Eukaryota, Fungi, Ascomycota, Sordariomycetes, Glomerellales, Glomerellaceae. The transcript has 5 exons. Gene Ontology annotation, biological process: endoplasmic reticulum to Golgi vesicle-mediated transport; vesicle fusion with Golgi apparatus; transcytosis. Gene Ontology annotation, cellular component: Golgi stack; endoplasmic reticulum; Golgi membrane. The record is from RefSeq and is a predicted model, not a curated record.
AUGUUUUCUAUUUCCACUGCACCGGCGAAGCAGUCGGUCGGUGAGACUAUCACUGUCCUGAGCGGUCGGCUGAGCUCAGCCACGCUUCUUGAAGAUCGUCGUGCUGCUAUACUCGGCUUGCGCAGCUUCGCAAAGGACUUCCCUGCCUCUGUCGCCUCUGGAGCUCUUCGCAGUCUGAUAGGCAGCCUGAGCAAAGAUGCCGAAGAUGUCGACACUGUCAAGGUCGUCCUCGAGACCCUGCUCAUGCUUUUCAGUCCUAACGAAGACAGUCCGGAGGCCUCGGAGGAGAUUGCUCUGUGGCUUGCUGACGAAUUCACACAGCGCCAGGAGAACAUCACUCUCCUUCUAGAUUUCCUCGACUCCACCGACUUCUACUCGAGGCUGUACUCUCUCCAGCUGCUAGCUGCCAUUCUUUCUGCCCGAACCGAGCGCACAGAAGAAUGCAUUUUCACUGCCGCUCUGGGAAUAUCUCGCCUUGUCGCUGUGCUAGACGACAGCCGCGAGGCCGUCAGAAACGAAGCUAUUACACUCCUCACCUUUCUUACACCCUCGUCGACCGAUAUUCAGAAACUCGUGGCAUUUGAGAAUGCCUUUGAUCGACUCUUUGGCAUCAUUUCUGCAGAAGGUUCCCUUCCCGAAGGGGAUCGUGUCGUGGAGGACUGCCUGAUUCUAGUCGCAAACUUGCUCAGGAGGAACCCAUCAAAUCAGUCCCUGUUCCGCGAAUCGGGCGGUAUCCAUCGUUUGUCUGUUUUACUAGAGGGUGCAGAGAAGGCUCAGCGGGUGGAAGCAGAGAUUGCAGCGUGGGCGCAGGCCCAGCGUGACCGGAACAUAUACGCGCUUCUGGCUGUCGUUCGUCUGUUUCUAGUAGCAGGGGCUGUGGGGACGCCGCAGAACCAGCUUGCCUUUUGGCAACAUGGCUUGCUGUUCCACGCCCUACAACUGGCCUUCAGCCAUGUAGCCCAGCUUCCAAUCAAGGCCGAGGCUCUAGCAACCUGCGCCGACAUCAUUAAGGGCAACCCGAGCCUCCAAGAAGGAUUCGCGCAGCUUGAAGUCCCGUCUCCUCUCGAAUCGCCUUCAUCAGCCGGAUCAGGACAAACCAAUGGCGUCGUCAAGGUUUACGUGAUUGAUGGUCUCUUGGACCUCACCCUCAGCGUUCAGGAUCUCGAGGCGUUCGAUUUACGUUUAGCCGCGUGCGAUUGUCUUAAGGCUUACUUCUACAAUCAUGCAGACAUUCGCUUACAUUUCCUGCGGAGAGCGAUUGAGGGACAUGGCAUGGGAGCUGACGAGACGGCCAAUGUCCUUACGGUGCUUUUGCGGCCGUCUUCAGACGCGGCCGUCGCUAAUCCUUACCGAAGUUGGUUUGCCUCCACAAUCAUGAUGCACCUGGUUUUUGAUAACUCAAAGGCCAAAAACAUGGUCAUGGCUGUCUCAGAAGGCGAUGCUGAAAGCGGAGAGGAAGUUGUCACGAGCAUCCAGACCAUUGCUGCUCAUUUGAUAUCCGGCUUGAACCGGGACGAGGAUAGCCGGGUUGUCGUUGGCUACCUUAUGCUGCUCCUUUGCUGGCUGUUUGAGGACCUGGAUGCGGUCAACGACUUUCUUGGAGAAGGGGCGAACACUCAAAGCCUUAUACAGGCAGUGAAUCAUCCAUACGCAACUGGCGACCUUGUUCAGGGUCUUUGCGCGAUGCUGCUGGGCGUUCUAUAUGAGUUUUCGACAAAGGACUCACCAAUUCCCCGAGCUGACCUUCAUUCCAUUCUCAUUUCCCGGAUGGGCCGCGAACGAUACAUCGACAAGCUAUCUAAGUUGAGAAGCGACCCGCUGGUUAGGGAUUUUGAGGUUAUUCCCCAGAAUCUUAGCAAUUCCGGAUUGGGUAGUCUGCCAGACGUUUACUUUGACUCGACAUUUAUCGACUUCUUCAAGGACAACUAUAGCCGAAUAUUGCGUGGCAUCGAUCGAGAUCCCGGCUUGGAAAUUUCCGUAGUCAAGAAUGGUGUCCAGACGGGGGUGUCCAGAGAGCUCGUGGACUCACUGCGAAGCCAAUUAGCCGAAAAGCAGCAAGCUUUGCAAGAGGCUCAAGUCAACUUGGAGACGGUCAGUCGACAUCUCGGCCAGGAACAAGCCGAUCAUCGGCGAACUCGAGAGACCACUGCCAUGGAAUUGGCCAGAAUCAAUCAAGUCAACGAAGGAAUGCAAAGGCAACACGACGCAGAGCUACGCAAGCGAUUAGAAGAGGAACAGCGAAGGGCAGCCACUCAUGUCGCAGCUCUCGAGCAACAGAACAAGAGGCAAAUUGAGGAAGUACAAAGAAACACAGCUUCCCGGGUUAGGGCGCUCGAGGGGGAGCUUGAAAAACAGGCUGAGCAAGCACGGCAGACCGCCAAAGCCCAGGCCGCCUCGCAAUCCGAGGAGCAUCGCAAGCAGCUAGAGCAGGUACGCAAGACAGCCGAGUCGGACGCCGAUCGUGUUCGCCACCGGGCGGAGGCGGACAUGGCAGAUCUCAAGGCCACCAUAAGUCGUCUUGAGGUUGAUCUCAUGAAGGUGACUAAGUACCCACGAUACUGCUUGAAUGGGACGCUGACUCUUUCACAGGCCAAGAAGACCAAGGCGCAGGAGAUUCAAGCCAUUCGGGAGCAGCUUGAGAAGAAGGAGCAUGACCAGGAGAAUCUUGCCACUAAAGCAAACGCUCGUGUGGAGCAGCUCGAGAAGAACCUACGUGAGGCGCAAGUGAGGUUUACCCAGCACGACGUUACUAUCAAGAAGGCUCAGGAGGAUAGAAAGGCAACUCAGAACGAGCUUGAUGACUUGCUCAUGGUGUUUGGCGACCUAGAGGAGAAGGCAGCCAGGUACAAGGCAAAACUCAAGGAGCUGGGAGAAGCAGUGUCUGAUGGCGAAGAAGAUGAAGAUGAAGACAGCGGGGAGGAGGAGGAUGAAGAAGAAGAAGAAGACGGACACGAAGACGACGACGAUAACAACGACGACAAAGAAGACACCAAAAGCGAUGAUACAAAAAGCACGUCAAACGUAUGA